Molecule: messenger RNA, 1216 nt
Organism: Armigeres subalbatus
Lineage: Eukaryota; Metazoa; Arthropoda; Insecta; Diptera; Culicidae
Product: zinc finger protein 334-like
Exons: 4
Coding region: 294-1139 (281 amino acids)
Biological process (GO): regulation of transcription by RNA polymerase II
Cellular component (GO): nucleus
Molecular function (GO): zinc ion binding; DNA-binding transcription factor activity, RNA polymerase II-specific
Source: RefSeq, a predicted model, not a curated record
AUUUUGGUCUGAUUGCUGAACAUGGGCCAGAUUUUAUCGGUCUGGUAGUGAAACAUUACUUUUUCUGUGCAUAGCAUCCAGCAUUCUGGAUCAGUCAUAAUAAUUCAUAAUAAACAAAUUACAAAAACAACUACCUUCUUUCAUAACAAAUAAACAUCCCUCAAUUUGUCGAUACAACUACAGAUUUGAAGUGAAAGUUCUCUUACCUAUUCAUUGAUUGAUUGAAAAUUUUCAGAAAUUGCAGAGAUAUCCAAAAAAAAUAUUCAGCUAGUUUGAGUAUAGAAACUUACAAAAUGAACGAAUAUGCCUAUGAAGCAGGUAACAAUUUAGAUCAUAGUGUCCCGAAAGUAUGCCGCUUAUGCCUGAGUGAAGAAUUGCUUGAGAACCUCUAUGACCGGAUGGAUCUAUGUGCUUGGAUUUCAGAUCUUCUUUCGAUUAUGGUGUCUCAAAGCGACAACUUGUCCCCAUGGAUUUGUGUUCUCUGUCGGCUAAGGUUACAGGAUUUCUACGAGUAUCGUCUAAGCUGCAUGGAAGUCCAAGAGGUUUUAGAGAACGGAUUCAAUGUGAUCGAAGAUGAAAAUAAUUCUCUAUCUGAAGACCCCAACGACACUAGUUCGGAUAUUAUUCUCAUGACUCCAGUUUCCGAUACUUCGCAAGAGCAACCUAACGAGAAUAAAUUGCUGGUUUCGGAAACUAAACGUAUCUAUAAAGGAGGCUAUAAAGGACGACAUGAAACAUGUACUAUUUGCGGCAAAACAAUCCAAAGGUUGCGUUUAGAAGACCAUCUAAAUAUGCAUCUUGGUUUGAGACCGUAUGCUUGUCAACGAGGCUGCCAGGAACUGUUUUUUCCUUGCAAGUAUAAGCGCCAGGUGCAUUACCGAAAGGUACACGAUGGUUUCAAACACGAAUGCUUGAUCUGCGGCCGCACCUUCGGUUCUAGACAGGGUCUUUUCAGUCAUCAUAAGAGACAUCACACUAUAACCACGUAUGAAUGUAACAUUUGUCAUAAACAUUUUUCGUCAAGCUAUUUCAGAAACCAACACAAAACGAUGGUACAUGAAUCAACUAACUUUGGUUUACCUUCUGAUCAGCCACAUGAAAACUCUGAUAACACAAAUAAUGCAGGAUGUGAAGUAUAAUAAAAAAAAUUGUAAGCAGUGACCGUAUGUAAAAUGAAAGCAUUAUAUGUCUAUAAAUUAGCGCUAAAUUGACAAAA